Molecule: messenger RNA, 669 nt
Organism: Miscanthus lutarioriparius
Lineage: Eukaryota; Viridiplantae; Streptophyta; Magnoliopsida; Poales; Poaceae
Source: the annotation of a GenBank genome assembly
AUGGUCAAGCCGCUCUGGGGCCUGCUCACCGACGUGCUCCCCGUCGCCGGAUACCGCCGCCGGCCCUACUUUAUUCUUGCAGGUCUUAUUGGAUUCUCAAUAAGUGGUUUUGUCGUUCAUGCAAUAGGGGCUCAAGGUGCCCUUGGACUGUUAACCAUACCCUCUGCCUUGGUAAUUUUAUCCGGAACACUGCUGAAGGAGGUUCAUAUCCCCAACUUUCCAUACGGGCAGGCCCAUAAGAAGUUUGUAGAAGCAAGUGGAAAAAUGUUGACAGCUUUGAAAUGUCCUGGAGUCUGGCGACCAUGUGUUUACAUGUACGUAUCACUUGCAUUGAGUGUCGACAUCCAAGAAGGAAUGUUCUUCUGGUACACAGACCGAAGUGCAGGGCUAUCUUUUCAUGAGGGAUUUAUUGGCUUUAUGUUCGCUAUUGGAUCAGUUGGUUCUCUUGUGGGUGUUAUACUUUAUCAAAAUAUUCUUAAGGACCAUUCCUUUCGCAGCCUUCUUUUUUCGAGCCAGCUGUUGCUAAGCCUGGCAGGAAUGCUUGAUCUGAUCUUGGUGCUUCGACUAAACCUUAAAAUGGGGAUACCAGAUUUCUACUUUGCGGUGAUUGAUGAGGGGGUCUCCAAAAUGAUCAACCGUAUCAAAUGGAUGCCUCUUCUGGUGCUUUAG